UCCCUCUCUUUCCUCCCUCUCUCAAUUUCAGCUAGGGCUCCAUACUCUUAACGUGCGCCUCCAGAUCCCCCGCUGGUUAACGCGCGCCACCGCUGCUGCUGCUUAACGUGCGCCACCGCUGCUGCUGCUGUCGCUCCUCAUCUCCCUUCAACAUAAGAUUUUGUGGUCCGCUGUGGGGAUGGAGGAAGAUGCUUGGGUGGUUCCUUCCUGAUAAUCUCUGCACGGCACAAUUGCAUUCUAGAAAGAUCCUCCGUUACAUAUCUAAAAGGGGUUUGAUCAUCUACUUUGUUCAGAGGCUUUUCCACUAUCUAAUUAACCCAUCGUAUUUUCUCCACACUUCAAUUUUGUUGACUGGUGCUACGUUCUCCUAGUUAUGGAGAUACAGACCUCUGGAAAGCCUAUAGAUUCUUUGCUAGAGAAGGUCCUUUGUAUGAACAUUCUUUCUUCCGAUUACUUUAAAGAGCUUUACAGAUUGAAGACUUACCAUGAAGUUAUAGAUGAGAUCUACAAUCAAGUUGAUCAUGUGGAGCCAUGGAUGACUGGAAAUUGCAGAGGCCCUUCAACUGCAUUUUGCCUUCUCUACAAAUUCUUUACCAUGAAACUCACUGUCAAACAGAUGCAUGGGCUAUUGAAGCAUUCUGAUUCUCCUUAUAUUAGAGCUAUCGGUUUUCUCUACUUGAGAUAUGCUGCAGAUCCAAAAACUCUUUGGGGUUGGUUUGAACCUUAUGUGAAGGAUGAUGAGGUAUCUGUCAGGGCCUCUUUUAUCGGAGUUCUCUCCAGGGUCGAAUGGUCGAACAACAACAAUGGGCGUAUAUGUACGGGAUCUGCUUCUUGGACAGCUUGGGUUGCCCUACGGAAGUUACCAAGAGAGGAGAUCACAUUUCUAUCUGCAACAACUCAGUAUAAGUACUACUUUGAUACCCUCUUCCCCCGCACACCUGUUCCGAUAAUGCGCCAGAUUGUUGCGAACCUUGAGAGAAUGAAGCUCCCCACCAAGCAUUCUGGCGUGACAGGAGAAUCCAGUCGCCAUGGAUCAGAUGACACUGCACGUCGGCCACCUUCUGUGAAAGCUGCCCUAUCAGUUUCCUUCGGCCAGCGUGCUCCCCACCGUGCAUCUACAAGGGACUCAUCACCUGUCCGGCGGACCCUACCUCCCCCACAUGAUAGAGAUCGCAGCGAAGAUCCACGGAAAUCCAGCCCCAGACACCGCAGCCGGAGCCGUGAACCUGAUCGGGACCGUUCAGAUAGGGACCGGGACAGAGAUAGAGACAGAUCGGACAGGGACAGGGACAGAGAUAGAGAUAGAGACAGAAUGGAGAAGGACAGAGAUAGAGACAGAUCAGACAGGGACAAGGAUAAAGAUAGGAGGCAUGGUUAUGAUCGACGCGAGGAUCGCGACGGUAGGGAUUCUCAUCGGUCCAGGUACUCAGAGAGAGAAAGCAGCAGGCGGGAUUAUGAUAGGAGCAGCCGGGACGGCAGUAGGCAUGGAGAUUCUGGUUCCCGGCGGAGCAGGAGCCGAAGCAGGAGCAGAAGCAGGAGCAGAAGUUUGCAAGUUCGCAGCACAGGCUCCGAUCACCGUUCGAGCCCAUUUGGAGAUGGGAGCAGGGAGAAGGCGUCCGUUUCAAGCAAUCUGGCCAAGUUAAAGGACCUGUAUGGUGAUGGGAGUGACCCGAAGGGAGAUAGUGGGGCCAACAGAGGUCCUAGGGAUAUCGGCAGUGAAGAAGUUAUCAGACUUGGCGGGUCCACUUGGAAGUAGAGUGAAGGGAUUAUAAUUACCAACGAAAGAGAUUGUUUUGUAAUUGUAUUAGAUGAAAGGCCGAGACAUCAGCAGUAGUCUUGGGAAGAGUGGGUUUUUUUUUUUUCAUUUGGAAUAAUCAGAAUCUCUUUUAAUCACCAAUUUCAUGCCAAAACAACCAUUACUGUAUUAGGUGCUAUUUUCAAAUUGGCCCAUGAAUUCAAAGACAUUGAUCAGCUCCA
Messenger RNA from Magnolia sinica, 1977 nucleotides. Its product is annotated as pre-mRNA splicing factor SR-like 1. The record is from RefSeq and is a predicted model, not a curated record. NCBI's taxonomy places the organism in Eukaryota, Viridiplantae, Streptophyta, Magnoliopsida, Magnoliales, Magnoliaceae. Gene Ontology annotation, cellular component: precatalytic spliceosome. The transcript is spliced from 6 exons. Bases 374 to 1756 code for a protein of 460 amino acids.